Messenger RNA from Paramisgurnus dabryanus, 1437 nucleotides. The record is from RefSeq and is a predicted model, not a curated record. NCBI's taxonomy places the organism in Eukaryota, Metazoa, Chordata, Actinopteri, Cypriniformes, Cobitidae.
ACAAUGUCCAACAGCAUAUUUAACCCUUAAACAGGCAAUGUGCACCACGGGAUACGCUCUCUUCAGUGUCUUGUUUGGGGCAUAAAAAAGAUUUUUCAAUCAAAUCCUUAUAUCACUUAUCAAACCUUGGUCUGUCUUGAAUAUGUGGGUAACAUUAUUUGCUUCAAGUUUUUUUUUAUCAAUUGGUCAGCCUGACCUAAAUCCAACAUGGCCACCGGUUUUGCAGGACAGUCAGAUUGUGUGACACGAUGGCUUUAGUAUCAGCAGACACAAAAAUUGCAGAGUUACUUAACGAGCUACAUCAACUCAUAAAACAAACUCAGGAGGAGCGAUUAAGAAGUGAACACAAUCUUCUCAACAUCCAGAAGACACACGAAAGGAUGCAGACAGAAAAUAAGACAUCUCCAUACUAUCGGACCAAACUAAGGGGUCUUUACACUACAGCAAAAGCAGAUGCUGAGGCUGAAUGCAGUAUACUUCGACGGGCGCUUGACAAGAUUGCAGAAAUCAAAUCCCUUUUGGAGGAAAGACGAAUUGCUGCCAGAAUGGCAGGUGUGUACAGUGACACCGACCCACCAAGAAAGACCAUGCGCAGAGGUGUUCUCAUGACCCUGUUGCAGCAGUCAGCUAUGACCCUACCUCUCUGGAUUGGCAAACCUGGGGAGAGUCCUCCCCCACUAUGUGGUGCUAUACCAGCAAGCAGUGACUAUGUGGCUAAGCAGGGGGACAAGGUGGCGGCACGCGUGAAGGCUGUGGAUGGAGAUGAGCAGUGGAUUCUUGCGGAAGUGGUCAGCUACAACCACUCCACCAACAAGUAUGAAGUGGAUGACAUUGAUGAAGAGGGUAAAGAGAGACACACGCUGAGUCGGAGGAGAAUUAUCCCUCUCCCACAGUGGAAAGCAAACCCAGAGACAGAUCCAGAGGCUCUGUUCAGUAAAGACCAGCUGGUGCUGGCGCUUUAUCCACAAACCACAUGCUUUUACAGAGCCUUGAUCCACACGCCACCACACCGGCCCCAGGAUGACUACUCUGUGCUGUUUGAAGAUACUUCUUAUGCUGAUGGCUAUUCGCCACCUCUCAAUGUUGCCCAGCGAUAUGUAGUGGCCUGCAAGGAAAACAAAAAGAAGUGACAGAAGGAAACAAAAGCGAAAGAAUAAAAAAUGGAUAAAGAAUAAAAUAUGGAACGUUGUUUGCAAAAAGUAAUGUCAACCGCAUCAUAGUGAUUAUUAUGAUAAGGAGUGAAAAAAAUGUGAACAGAGCAACCAGUCUAUGUUUUGAUGUUUGUUUAUUUUUCUCUGUUGUAAAUAAUGUUGGUAUGUUUUAUACUGCAUCUUUUUGUAUGAUGUUAAUGUGGGUCUAGUUGCACUGCAAGUGAAUUAUGCAGAAAAUAAAACCGUUUUGAAAGUUAUACAAUUAAAAGUCUGUGCUUUAUUAGAG